This is a messenger RNA of Caenorhabditis angaria, 1910 nucleotides long. Lineage: Eukaryota; Metazoa; Nematoda; Chromadorea; Rhabditida; Rhabditidae. The record is from the annotation of a GenBank genome assembly.
AUGUCAUGGUUGUCAAAAGUAAGCGAUAUUGCUGGAGCGGCCGAGAAUUUAUUGAAUAAACUUGACGAAAAAACCGGAGAUGCGAUACAACAAGCAAAGUCGAAUCGCACCAGAAAGUUGAGCAAUUCUUCUACUGUUAUCAGUAUUCCUGUAAGUAAAACAUUGUAUCCACCCUUUUGAAUAUGAAAUUUCGCAUUUUGUUCAGGAAAAUCUUGUGACGGAAGAUUUUGGAAAACCUUCUGCAUCAAUUCCUUCUCGUGCAUACAGUGAGUAUACUGGUGGAAAUAGAAAAACAGCGACAGCAAAAGAGUGAGUGGACGUGAGCUUUUUAUUCAAUACAAAUUGUUUUGUUCUAGAAGUACUUCUGUAACUCAACCAUGUAUGAAUACUUCAACUGCAUCAGAAAGUUGGACAAUGGUGUUAGGUUCAAAAGAGGAAGAAAACUCGUCAACAAGCAAAACUACAUGUAAGUUGUUAUCUCUUUAUUUUUAUAUUAUUAGUGUUUUUAAGCUGAAGUAGGACAUGAGCCAAAUCCAUUGAAAUCUCAAUUGUGGGUGAAAGAAUCACAGAUUACUAUGAUGAAGGCUAAAUUAACAGUGAGUUCAUGUUUCGAAAAUCAUUUCUAUUUAAUGAUUCAUAUUUCAGGAAUUGGAGAAAAAGUUAGAAAAACGCGGACAAGAUUAUUAUGAAAUGAAAGCGGAAAAAGAAAUGCUGGAAAGGCGACUAGAAAAAACUCCAAUUGUUUCAUCACAAGUCGAAUCGGAUAGUUUACAAGAAUUGAAACUAGCUCGCAAAAAAGAUUCAAGAUCAAAAAGAUUUAGCAGUUGAGGAAUGUAAUAUGAUGAAAAGAAAAAUAAUUGGAUUAGAAGAAGAAAUUCGAGCAAUGGUUGAACAAUUGAGAUUGGCAAAGUUUAAUUUGAAUGAAAAUAAGAAAGAGUUUGAUGAAUAUAAGAAUAAGGCACAAAAAAUUCUAACAGCGAAAGAAAAAUUGGUUGAAUCAUUGAAAUCGGAGGUUGGUUAUAUUUAUUUUUUUAUUUUGUAUUCUAUUUUUGUUUUAGCAAGGCAUUGGAUCUGGUGGAGAAAGAUCUUCUCAUCUUUUUCAAGCUGAAGUUGAAGAAAUUCGAGUUGAAAGAGAUUUGGCAAAAUCAGAUUUGGAAUCUACACAACUUCAAAUUUAUACAUUGAGAUCUGAUAUGGAAGAAUUGGAAGUUCAAAUCAGAGAUUUACAAUCACAGUUAGCCGAACAAACGAGAACAAAUCUUGAAGAACGUCAAACUUGGGAAACAACUAAUUCAUUGUUAAAUGAAAAAGUUGAUUGUGCAAGAGUUGAAAAUGAUUUUAUAAAACAAGAAAUGAAAAGGCAAAAUGAUAUUUAUCAAACAAAACUUCAAGAAAAAGAUAUGGAAAUUCGAAAAAUUAUGGAACAAUCUCGUGUGAAAUUAAGAGAUGAACAAGCAAAAACAUCGAUUGAUGAAGGAAAUACACAAUUGGCUGAAUUAUUAUUACAAAAACAACAACAAUUAGAAGAAGUUCAAAGGAAUAAUCAUAUGUUAAAUGUUCGAUUGAAUCGUUUACAGGUUUGUAUUUUAUAACAUUUUAUAUGUGCAAACACAAAACGGUGGUGUAUAUUUCAGAAAGCUUCAACAAGCGAUACAUCUGUAAAUAUGGAUUCUUCACCGGUUCAUAAUAAUACACAACUUCAAUUUCCUUCUUCAAAUAAUUCAUUUAUUUCUUCAAUUAAACACGAUCAAACUCGUCAAGCAAUUCAAGCAAUCGAUUCAAAUGCAUUUAAAAUUCUUUCAAUGUUGAGAAAUCAUCCAACUUCUCGACUUUUUUUCAUUUUAUAUUUUAUUAUAAUGCAUGCUUGGCUCUUUUUUAUUGUUCUAACAUAUACCCCGGAAAUUCAUUAA